Molecule: messenger RNA, 1046 nt
Organism: Glycine soja
Lineage: Eukaryota; Viridiplantae; Streptophyta; Magnoliopsida; Fabales; Fabaceae
Product: mitochondrial inner membrane protease subunit 1-like
Exons: 5
Coding region: 99-713 (204 amino acids)
Molecular function (GO): serine-type endopeptidase activity
Source: RefSeq, a predicted model, not a curated record
AGAUUAUAAAGGAGAAAAGGGGGGAGAGGGUGGGUAUUGCUUCACACACACAAACACAAACACAAACACAAACACAACAGUGUCUGCUGCACCCUACAAUGGUUUCGCUACCAACAUGGUUUCGCUACUUUCACCACAAGGUCGGAUACUCCGUUUCCCUCGCCGUGAAGAACAAUAAAGGAGAUCCAAUCACAGCCAGAGAGAUAAAUGAUGCUGUUUGGAAAAACUUCUUUCUAGGAAAGCUGACAUACUUGCUCUGGAAUAAAGGAGAGGAGAUGGCCCCUACUAUUGAUGGAAAAGCAGUAACUCUUGUUCGGAAAUUACCAGCUGUAGACCCAACGAGUGUUUUUGUAGGAGAUGUUGUGGUUAUGAAGGACCCUGAGAAGCCAGAUAACUACCUACUCAGAAGAUUAACUGCAAUUGAAGGCUAUGAAGUGGUUUCUACUGAUGAAAAGGAUGAACCCUUUAUUCUUGAGAAGGAUCAAUGCUGGGUAGAGGCUGAAAAUGAAAAAUUGAAUGCCAAGGAAGCCAAGGAUAGCCGAACAUUUGGUCCAGUUCAGAUGACAGACAUUGUAGGCAGAGUCAUAUAUUGCCUGCGAAGUGCUGUAGACCAUGGCCGUGUACAAAACAGUGAUUUCGGCAUGCGAAACGAUACACCAGUGCUGGAAGUGGAACUUGAUGUUGAUGAGAUGGCAAAGAGUCACAAAGCCUGAAACAUUUUUCCCAAGAAACACUAACUAGUUUACUUUACGCAUGCCUUAGUUUCUUCUUGUGGAUUUUCCUUGAAGCACAGAUUGAAGAAUAAAAAAAUAUGAUUUUUAAAUUGUUGCAAUGGGAUGAUGGUGUUAUGUGGAUGUCCUCUGCAUGCUAGGCAAUUGGCUGCGGCCUGUGUUAAAGCUUGAGUUCAACAUUAUUGUAUGCUAAGUUCUAGCAAGGACUCCUCUGCCCUUUGUUCUAUUCAUUUGGCUGUAAAAUUGACCAAGUUUUGGUCUUUUUUUGUUAAUGGUCGAGGAAGAUAAUAAAAGAUGCUGCGUUGUUAGAAAUAA